Gilbertella persicaria is the source of this 1477-nucleotide messenger RNA. Its product is annotated as major facilitator superfamily domain-containing protein. Gene Ontology annotation, biological process: transmembrane transport. The coding region runs from base 30 to 1472 and encodes 480 amino acids. The record is from RefSeq and is a predicted model, not a curated record. Gene Ontology annotation, cellular component: membrane. NCBI's taxonomy places the organism in Eukaryota, Fungi, Mucoromycota, Mucoromycetes, Mucorales, Choanephoraceae. The transcript has 5 exons. Gene Ontology annotation, molecular function: transmembrane transporter activity.
UUUUUUUUUUUUGCUUUCAUUAUCAUAUUAUGGAAAAAGACAUUGAACUAGAGAAGAUCUCAUCAGAAGAGGUAUCAGACAAAGUCUCUUUUGUUCAUGAAGAUCUUUAUUCUCCAGAAGAAAAAGCCUAUUUAAGAAAACUGAAUAUCAGAUUAUUGCCUCUUGUUUUCUUGAUUGUGUUUAUACAGUUUUGUGAUAAAUCAGCAUUAAGUGUGGCAGCUGUAUUGGGUAUUAUGGAAGAUGCUGGUCUCUCAGGGAGUCAAUUCAGUUGGUUAGGAUCGAUCUUCUACCUUGGUUAUCUUUUAUGUCAAGUGCCUAAUCAUUAUUGCAUUCAACGGCUGCCUAUUGGUCGUUAUCUUGGCUCUGUAUUAAUUGUAUGGGGUGUUGUGAUGGGAUUAACCGCUGUCUGUCAUACGUUUCCCCAACUGCUUGGGUUACGGUUCUUACUUGGGUUCUUUGAAGGUGUUACGUAUCCUUGUAUCUAUAUCACCAUGAAUACACUCUAUCGUCGUUCUGAACAGUCUCGGUGCUGGGGAUUUCUCGGUAUCAGUACCGGUAUGGGGACUGUCUUUGGUGUGGUGAUUGCUUAUGGUUUAGCCCAUAUGGACCAUGUUGCUGGUUUCCGAGCAUGGCGAUGGGGCUAUAUUGUGUUUGGUAUAGCCACUGUCUUGAUUGGUAUCUUGACCUUUUUCUGCUUGAUUGAUCACCCACAUCAUCCUCUCCUUAAAGUGACAAAGGCAGAGGAGCAAGUGAUUGAAGACAGAGCCCGUGAUAACAAUGUCGUCAGAAACACGACAAUCAAGCGAGAACAGAUCUUGGAAGCCUUAAAAGAGCCUCGUCUUUGGCUUAUCUUUAUUGCCAACACACUCAACUGUCUUCAGAAUGGUGGUCUUGUCACGUUUAGUACUUUACUUGUGGAAGGACUUGGGUUUUCAUCAUUAACAGCCAUUAUCUUACAAGUACCAAAUGGUGUUGCUGCGGCAUUGUUUGCUAUCGGUGCUGUCUUGAUGGCCAACAGAAUAGGCCAGAACACAUUUACAGGGAUUGGCGCAGCCCUGGUGUCUUUAUUAGGCUGUGUCUUGAUGGCCAGUAUACCAGGCACACCUAAACUUGUGGGCUUCUAUCUGACUUGGGCCAUGACAGGCGUCAGUGCUCUUUUACAGACACUGGUCUCCAACAAUGUCUCUGGUUAUACAAAACGUGUGUUUUACAAUGGUGUCAAUAUGGUGGCUAUGACCAUAGGUAAUUUCUGUGGUCCAUUGAUGAUGAAUCAAGAUCAAGCACCUACUUAUGUGGGGGCCAUGGUCGGGUUCUCAAUUACCAAUGUGCUUGUGAUUGUUUGCUUUUUAGGUGUCUAUUGGGUCAUGAAACAAGAAAAUAAGCGUCGUUUAGCCAAUCCUCCUGCUGAGAAAUCCAACGUCUAUUUGGAUUUAACAGAUCAACAAGAUAAAAAUAUUAUUUAUAAACUAUAAUUUCU